Messenger RNA from Blepharisma stoltei, 201 nucleotides. The record is from the annotation of a GenBank genome assembly. Lineage: Eukaryota; Ciliophora; Heterotrichea; Heterotrichida; Blepharismidae.
AUGGGAGACCAGCCGCAAAAUAUGCAGUCACUAUAUAGAUUACAAUCUAAAGAUUCAGAUAUCAGCGACUCAACCAAGCCAUCCUGGUUUAAUUAUUGGUUUAUUAGGCCGUUCACUGAAGGUUUUAGAUUUGGGAUCGGAUAUUUCUUCGUCAUAGCUAUCUUAGGGCCGAAAAUUCAUAGGCUUAUGCGAAAUCCUUAA